Hydractinia symbiolongicarpus is the source of this 747-nucleotide messenger RNA. RefSeq lists its product as uncharacterized. Gene Ontology annotation, biological process: retrotransposition. The record is from RefSeq and is a predicted model, not a curated record. Bases 1 to 747 code for a protein of 248 amino acids. Gene Ontology annotation, cellular component: ribonucleoprotein complex. The transcript is spliced from 2 exons. Gene Ontology annotation, molecular function: single-stranded RNA binding. Lineage: Eukaryota; Metazoa; Cnidaria; Hydrozoa; Anthoathecata; Hydractiniidae.
AUGGAAUCUAAUCAAGUGAACAUAAUUUCUGUGGAAAUGGUGCGUGAUAUUUUUACAACAAUGUUUCAAAAGCAACAGCAGGAUAUUGUUCAGUUAAUUAGCAGUAAUCUGAAGAUCACAAACGAACAGAUUGGUGAAUUAGACAAAAAACUGAAAGAAAUUGCAUCAUCAUAUGAAGCUAUCCAAGAAGAAAAAAGGACAUUAAAAAAUAAUCUUUUUGGAGCAAUUGAAAAAAUUAAAGCCUUAGAAAAGGACAAAAGAGAUAUAGAGGAAAGCCUGACAACAACGAAUCGUAAAGAACAAUUGAGUAUUUAUGAGGAGAAACUACGACACUUAGAGGAUAGACAAAGAAGAAACAAUUUACGUAUUGAUGGGUUGGAAGAAAGCGAGUCGGAGAGUUGGGACGAUACUGAAAAGAAAGUGGUCAAUUUAUUUGAACACAAAUUAGGAUUGUCGAAUGUGCACGUAGAGAGAGCACACCGCACAGGAGAGAAAAGCAAUGGGAAAAAGCGUACUAUCGUACUUAAACUGUUGGACUAUAAGGAUAAAGUUAAUAUUUUAAACAACUCGAAGAAACUAAAAGGCACCGGAAUAUAUGUAAAUGAGGAUUGCUCCACUUCGACGAAUCAGAUUAGGGCGAAUCUCUUCAAGGAAAUGAAGAUUCAUAGAGAAAAUGGUAAAUAUGCUAUCGUUCUUUAUGAUCGUCUUGUUGUUAGGGAGUUUAAGAAAUCGAAAAACAUUGUUUAA